Molecule: messenger RNA, 6591 nt
Organism: Photinus pyralis (common eastern firefly)
Lineage: Eukaryota; Metazoa; Arthropoda; Insecta; Coleoptera; Lampyridae
Product: endoribonuclease Dcr-1
Exons: 5
Coding region: 210-5666 (1818 amino acids)
Biological process (GO): pre-miRNA processing; apoptotic DNA fragmentation; siRNA processing
Cellular component (GO): RISC complex; cytoplasm; nucleus
Molecular function (GO): RNA binding; protein binding; ribonuclease III activity
Source: RefSeq, a predicted model, not a curated record
UGAAAACAUAACCUAACAAUUUUAAAUACUUCUUUCUUCCUUUAUGUUAUGGCAAUUCAAAAGUUUUCAUUUUUUAUAACAAAUAAGUGUAGCACAACAGUAGCCGAUUUACCUUUGAAUAAUACGAAACUAACAUCUUUGCAACUAUAAUGUAGGUGAAACGCGUUGUAGUGUAAAUUAGUAUUUGUUCAGUGCUCUAUUGUUGUUAAAUGGCGUGCCAUUUCAUCGAAAAUGUUUACACGCAAAUUUUUACGCCGAGGGAACAUCAGGUCGAGCUUCUGCAAGCCGCGAAAGAAAGAAAUACCAUCGUUUGCUCAGGAACAAGUACGACGAAAACUUUUAUCGCAGUGAAGCUAUUACAAGAACUCGCUUGGCAAAUGCGAUCACCUACCGGUAAAAGAGCUUUGUUUAUUUUAGAUCCUCUGAACGUGAAUGUCAUGACGUCUCACAUACGACUGUUAACAGAUCUUUCAGUGAAAGACCUAAACGAGUGUGUCUUUGACGAGGAGGUUUGGAUUAAAAUACUUAGUACACAUUCCGUUAUUAUAACUACGAUAGAUAUUUGUACAGAACUUCUACAGUUUGAUUACCUAGAUCUCGAUAUUCUUAACCUAAUAGUAAUUGACGACUGUUUAUACGGAGAACGGCAGGAACUGUUAAGCGUAUUAAUGCAUAGAUACCGUAAGUUAAACACUUGUGAUAAGCCGCGCAUACUGGGAUUAGCGGGGAGCUUACUAGGACCCGAUCUGAGGCCAGAAUGUUUAGAGGACGAAUUGCAGCGCCUCGAGAAUUUGUUAUGUAGUUCUGUUAAUACUUCGAGUGAACUAGUUACAUUGUUGAGGUUUUGUUGUCGUCCCCAAGAAAGAUUAGUGGAGUGUGCCUCGAUGGGGCAAGUUUCACCUUUGCAACAAAACCUCGAGAAGAUUGCACUAGAGGCAUUGGAAUUUAUGGAUGAUCAUCGGUUUGCGCCUACCGAAAUAUACACAGAUGAAACUUAUUUAGCCGAAUUAUUAGCCAUGCCUGAUCCUAAAUCCAAACCAAAAGAGAUGCUAUUAGAAUUUUUAGACGUAUUGAGAGAUUUAGGACCGUGGGCCGCUGACCAGGCUGCAUACUCUAUGAUUUCUUUGAUAGAACGAUUGAAAGUGAAAGUUCCCUACGAGCGUCACUACCUCCUGUUGUUAAUGGUUUUUACGGUUUUAAUUCGCGUAAGAGCGACGUGCGACGACGAAUUCCAAGGGCUCUCCGAAAUGGAGAAAGUGUACCGGUAUUCCAGUCCGAAGGUGUUGCGGCUUUUGGAAAUACUGAAGGAGUUUAAGCCGGCCGGCGAAAAACCGAAAGAAUCUGUAGUUAAUGUCGAAGGUCAACCGGCUCCGGCAAAUAAUGUGAAGACUAAUAGAGGGAAAAAUGUUAGAGGGGCAAGGCGUCCGUAUAUACCGAGGCCCCCUUUGGAGGAUAAUUUGUGCGCACUGGUUUUUGUGCAAAAUCGUAUUACAGCGAAAGUCAUUUUUACGUUACUUAAGACGAUGCAACUGAACGAUCCUGACUAUUGGUGGUUAUCCUCACUAUAUUCCGUGGAGAAAGUAGCAGAUCCCGUGAAAGAACCUCACGACGCCGAGCUAGAGCAUCUUAUUCAGGAAGAAGUACUUAGAAAAUACCGUACCCACGAUUGUAACAUAAUGGUUGCCACAUCGAUACUCGAACAGGGUUGUGAUUUACCCAAAUGUAAUUUAGUUAUUCGUUUUGAUAUACCUACGUCCUUCCAUAGCUACGUACAAAGUAAAGCCAGAGCGCGUGCCGCCGACGCUCAUUACUUAAUUAUUGUAACCGAGCACGAGAGAACCCAGUUUGUUACUCAACUAGCGGAAUACUUAGAGGUAGAAAAGACGCUACUAAGGCGAUGUUACGGUUCUGAACCGAACGAGACAGAUGAAAUUGAAGCCGAUCGCCAUUCCAUUUCGUCACCAGUUUAUAAACCAUCCAUCGAAGCAGAUGCUCCAUCAGUUACAUAUUCGACGGCCAUCACUCUCGUUAAUCGUUAUUGCGCGAAACUUCCCAGUGAUACCUUCACUCGACUAACUACGUUGUGGGACGUAUCUGAAGAUGACGGUUUUUACACAUGCAACCUUCGCCUGCCUAUUAACUCGCCCGUCAAACAAAAAAUUGUGGGGUUGUCUGCAGUUAGCCCUCUUUUGGCGUGUAGAGAUGCCGCGUUCAAAACUUGCAAGCUACUGCACGAGACCGGCGAACUAGACAACAGUUUACAGCCGAUCAGCAAGGAAAAUUUUCGAGCCAAUGAAGAAGAUUGGAAUAACUUAAUCUUGGAGGAGGUCGACGAGGUUAUCACAAAAGAAAACCUCGAACCGAGGCCGGGAACGACGAAGCGCCGCCAGUAUUAUUACAAACGUAUUGCGGAAUCUCUAAUGAGUUGUCUGCCUAGCUCUAAAACUACCAGUUACUUUUAUAAAAUUGUGAUGACCCUCACGUGUCCGUUACCUGAAGAGCAAAACACUAGAGGUCGCAGGAUCUAUCCACCCGAAGAAUCCGUACAGGGCUUCGGCAUUUUAACCUCGAAACCUAUUCCAAAGAUCUGUCCAUUUCCCAUAUUUACUCGCUCUGGAGAAGUGAGUGUGGAUUUGGAGCUUUGUUCAGAUGCGCUCGAAAUGACCCAAGAGCAAAUCGAAAAGAUUUGCGAAUUUUUAAAUUACACUUUCACAAGCGUUCUUCGAUUGCAAAGGUAUUUGAUGCUUUUCAAUCCCAUCGCAUCGGACAACUGCUUUCUGAUUGCGCCAACACGGGAUGGUGAAAAGGGAACAACAGUCGACUGGGAUUUUGUGGAUCUCAUUUACAAAAAUCGCGAUGUUUUACCUCAGAUCAUUCCCGAGGAAGAACGUGUGAAUUAUCAAUUCGAUCCGUCACAGUAUAAAGAUGCGGUCGUGAUGCCGUGGUAUCGUAACCAAGAUCAGCCACAGUACUUUUAUGUGGCAGAAAUAUGCGGUAGCCUAAAUCCAGAGUCAAGUUUUCCGGGGUCCGAGUACGCUACAUUCCGAGAAUAUUACUUCAGAAAGUACGGGAUUACGAUACAGAAUUCCGAACAGCACCUCUUGGACGUUGACCAUACCUCGGCGCGUUUAAACUUCCUUACGCCGCGUUACGUUAAUCGUAAGGGGGUCGCCUUGCCGACGAGCAGUGAAGAAACGAAGCGCGCGAAGCGGGAAAAUUUGGAACAGAAGCAAAUUUUAGUACCUGAAUUAUGUGCAAUACAUCCAUUUCCAGCGUCUUUGUGGAGAAAAGCUGUUUGCCUUCCUUGUAUAUUGUAUAGAAUUAACGCUUUGUUGCUGGCAGAUCAGAUCCGCAGAAUCGUUGCACUCGAGUUGGAUCUGGGCAAAGUCGAGCUGCAAAAUAGUUUCAGAUGGCCGCCUUUAAAUUUUGGAUGGAACUUGUCCGACGUCUUUAAGAAAACCAAAGAACAAACUGUUAAAGUAGAGCCUAGUAAUGAAACGGAGGUCGUCGACGAACCGCCAGUUUGCGUAAAUGGCAAGUGUGUGCCAGAAGUUGGGUCGAACCAUGCAGAAGAAGACAGUGGCUGCUCCGAAAGUGAUGAAGAGUCAAAGUUAUGGGUCGAAAUUGGGACAUGGUCUAACGAUAUGGCCGGUUGUAAUGGAUGUGUCGACGGUACCGUGAUUCGAUAUUCAUCCCCCACUAGUUGGAUACAUACGACUUAUGACGACUUUUCUGAUUCGGACGAAUCAUCAUUUGUCGAUGAUGCUUCAAAUUCUGAUUGUGGAGGAUUGCGGAUUGAAUUUAUGGGAGAUAAUACAGCGGAAGCGGUAGAAUCUGAUAAGGUAGGCGUGGAUGACGGCGGUCUUGUGAUGACUGACCACUGGACGAGUAUUAGUAACUCUGAACGGUCGGAAGAGUUAAAAGUCCAAUUUCAAGCGGCGUGUUCGGAAAAUUCGCAGUAUUUACUUUCUGACAAAGUUUUGGUGUCCAAAGAUGUGUCAUUCACUAAGAGUGCUAAACAAAUUGAAGAAACGUUUAAUGCACAGAUGUACAGCAGUAUGGCUCAUCAUAUUCGCCACAAAUCCAAGCAGAUGGCGGUUGCGUCACAACCUACCUCCCAAGUACCUACUAUUGCCUCACAGGUGGCCAAUGAAGAGUUGGCAUUCAGUUUCGAUAAACAGCCUGAUUUGGCGCAACAUCCUGGACCUAGUCCAAGUGUUAUAUUACAAGCACUUACCAUGUCUAAUGCAAAUGAUGGGAUUAAUUUAGAAAGACUGGAAACGAUUGGCGACUCGCAUUUGAAGUAUGCCAUAACCACCUUCUUGUAUUCAAAGUAUGAUAACGUCCACGAAGGCAAAUUGAGUCAUUUGCGUUCGAAACAAGUUAGCAACCUGAACUUGUAUCGUUUAGGCAAAAGAAAAGCAUUAGGCGAAUGUAUGAUAGCGACAAAAUUUGACCCACAUGACAACUGGCUACCGCCAUGCUACUAUGUACCUAAAGAGUUAGAAGAGGCUUUAAUUAUCGCACGCGUCCCCGCGAAUUAUUGGUCGCCUGCUCAUUUGGCGGCCGCACGUGAUAUGACACUUGAGCAGAUAUGCCAAAUGGUUAGAGAGCAUGGUGAAACAUUAGAAGAUCUGCCUAGCGUCAUUCCAUAUAAUUUAGUUACGCAGCACAGUAUUCCCGAUAAAAGUAUUGCAGACUGUGUCGAGGCGCUAAUCGGCGCCUAUCUUAUAGAUUGCGGUCCGAGAGGCGCAUUGCUAUUUAUGGCAUGGCUUGGUAUGAAAGUGUUGCCUCAACAAGCAGAUGGCAGCUAUGGCGAAUUGGAACCUCCGAAGACGCCCUUACUACGGAACAUACCCAAUCCAGAAACAGAACUGAGCAUUUUACUAGAUGGGUAUCAUCUGUUUGAAGAUAGUAUAGGUUAUCACUUUACGGAUCGUUCAUAUUUAUUACAAGCAUUGACACACGCUUCGUAUUUUCCUAAUGCAUUGACUGAUUGUUAUCAAAGAUUAGAGUUUUUAGGCGAUGCCGUUUUAGACUACGUUAUCACUAGACAUUUAUAUGAGGAUCCUCGCAUGCAUUCUCCGGGGGCGUUGACAGAUCUACGUUCUGCUUUAGUCAACAAUACAAUUUUCGCAUCCUUAGCUGUCCGUCAUGGUUUUCACCGGUAUUUCCGACACUUAUCUCCAGCUUUACACGAAGUGAUUGAACGGUUUGUCCGUAUCCAGGAAGAGAGCGGUCACGCUUUAGUGGAAGAUUUAUAUUUGCUAGCCGAAUACGAAUGUGAAGAAGUUGAGGACGUUGAAGUUCCUAAAGCAUUAGGUGAUGUUUUUGAAUCGGUCGCGGGAGCGAUCUUUCUGGAUUCCGGUAUGUCUUUGGAUGCUGUAUGGAGGGUAUACUAUCGAAUGAUGAAGAAUGAAAUCGAAAAGUUCAGCGAUCACGUUCCAAAAUCGCCGAUACGUGAACUUCUGGAACUGGAACCAGAAACUGCCAAAUUUGGUAAACCUGAAAAAUUAGCCGACGGACGUCGCGUACGCGUUUCCGUCGAGGUAUUUGGUAAAGGACUUUUUAAAGGAAUUGGUAGAAAUUACCGAAUUGCCAAAUGCACAGCAGCCAAAUGUGCACUUAAACAUUUAAAACGUAAAUGCUCUAUACGGAAAAAUUAAAUUAUAUUUAAUGCCUUUAUAUUGUUGUGAUAUAAUUUUCUUGUGAUUCACUUUAUUGUUUUCCUAUAUAUUAAGCAAUUUUUUGUUACGUAUUGACUUGCAUAAGUCUACCAUAUCGUUACUUAAUGGUAACAACCCGCAUGGGUGCAUCUCCAAUCAGAGCCAAAUGAUUGCGCCAUUACAGUUUAAGUAUUUACUUUUUUUAUAUCAGUAUCUGCUCGUUCUUGAUGUUGAUGUAUUGUAUUUAUUAGUUUUGUUGGAAAAAAAAACUUUCACAAAAUAAACUGAAAUACAUCAGGAAUAGUGUAGAUAGGUUAUCAAACUCGGAAAUUAAAGAGGAUAAGGUGAAUAUUGGAAUUCUGAGUUUGGGUGGAGCCUUUUGAGAUAUGUAUCAAGAUAUACUUUAAAAUAGGACUUGUUCAUACAGUUUAUACGACUCGUUUGUGUAUAAGAACAUUUUUCGAAUUAUUUCAAAAGCAAAAAAGAACCCAAAAAUCAGUGAAGCACAAUAUUUGCUAAUAGAUUUAGCAACUUCCCUAAUUAAUCACAACCUUAUCUCUAGCAAGGCAUUUAAAAAUGGACACUGUAUAUCGCAAAACUUUGACAAGGACUUUUCCGCCAUACUUUAUAGCACCUUAGAAAGGUUUCAGCUGAUGGCUAGUGCACUUUAUCAAAUUUGAAAAUAUCAGGCAAAAUUAUGAAAUGUUCUAUUUUAAAGCAGAUUAAUAAGCUUCUAUCUGAAUUUCUGAGAAUCUUUCUCCAGUAUCAAAAGCCUACACUUCAAUUUUCAGCUUAUCCCCUUUCAUAUUCGGGGUGUUCCUGGGCAAUAAAUUGCACACAAUCGAACAUAAACUGCUCAUAUUUUUUCUAGAUACCUAAAUGUUCAAAAUGGUUAGACGAAAAUGUAUAGCAAAUACAUUUAUAA